This is a messenger RNA of Carassius auratus (goldfish), 790 nucleotides long. Its product is annotated as heme-binding protein 2-like. The record is from RefSeq and is a predicted model, not a curated record. NCBI's taxonomy places the organism in Eukaryota, Metazoa, Chordata, Actinopteri, Cypriniformes, Cyprinidae. Gene Ontology annotation, molecular function: heme binding. The transcript has 6 exons. Bases 31 to 708 code for a protein of 225 amino acids.
CCAGCAUCAAGCUAGAAAACAUUCUACAACAUGAUUUGCCUGACAGGAGUGAUUGUGCUGCUCUUUACAGUGACUGUAAAUGCAAGAGUUGGGUUCUCCAGUGAAUCCAGUUACUGCACUGAGACAAAGGAAUGUUUUCUGUUCGACUUGGUUUGUGCAGGAAAAGAUUAUGAGGUACGGCACUAUGGUGCUGCCAAGUGGGUGACCACAGAAGCUGAAUCCUAUUUCAUGGAAAUGGCAACUGCAAGAGCAUUCAGGAAACUUUAUAAAUACAUCACUGGAGAAAAUGAGGCUGGUGCAAAGAUUGACAUGACUGCUCCAGUGAUUGUUAAAGUCAUUGAGAGCGCGAGCAAGUGGCAGUCAUCAGUCUAUGUUCUCAGCUUCCUCCUGCCCUCCAACUACCAGGCCAGUCCACCCAAACCUACCGAUCCAUCUAUAUAUUUUACAGACACUCCAGAUAUGAAAGUAUAUGUCAAAAGCUACGGGGGCUGGAUGAUGUCAGUUGUGGCCAGAUCGCAGGCCCAGAGUCUGAAGACAUCGCUGGACAAUGUACAGGCUACAUAUGAGACAGGAUACUACUAUAAUGUCGGCUAUAACAGGUGCGCGCAGCUUGUAGAUGAGACCUCCUUUCUGCCAAUAACAUUCUUUAAUUUCUGUAAUUCUUAUGUUUUUUUAUUGUGUGUGUGUGUGUGUGUUUCAGCCCAAUGAAGAUUAUGAACAGGCACAAUGAGGCAUGGUAUAUUGUCAAGGGUGAGCCUGUGUGUCCUAAGACUGAAUAAUUUAGCUGAGG